GCCACUUCACGUUGGAUCAUCAUCGGUGUGUUGAUGAGUUGCUCUAUCGUCUCUCCAACUACAAGCAAGGAUCCCUCCCAAUUCCUAUAUAUACCCUCCAAUUCUUGGCCUGCCUUGUCCCAGACCAAGAGACCGGCAAUCUCGGCAACCCAGGGAACAUCCAGCGACCAGAAGCUCAUGCGAUAUGAUAUUCCACACCUUGAUAUCGACAGCAUUGCUCCUGUCUUUUCGGACGUUUGGAACUCGAGCUGCCGAUAAUAACAAUAUCAUACCGGAUGAUGUGAGGGCAAUAGAGCUUAGAACCCAUAGCCUGAAUGCUCCAUAUUUAGAUAAUGAAAUGCAAAGUCGCUGGUUCGAUUUUGGGGCGGACACUGUGGUGCGGACAGACCAAUAUGUCCGACUGACGGGAGAAUUGCCUUCACGCUCAGGAUGGUUGUGGUCUCGAGUUCCCUUGACCGCAACCAACUGGCAGAUCGUUGUGGAGUUUAAGAUCCAUGGCACUGGCACGCUUUACGGCGACGGCAUGGCCAUGUGGUUGACGAAACAACGCGCUCAGCAAGGGGCCGUCUUCGGUAGCAUGGACAAAUUCGACGGCCUCGGCAUUUUCUUUGAUACGUACAAGAACAAUCGACCAGGGACCGUGUUCCCAUAUGUCAUGGCCAUGAUGGGCGAUGGACAGACCAGCUAUGAUAAACACAAUGACGGCAAGGCGAAUGAGUUAGCCGGGUGCAGCGUACGCGGUAUUCGAAACCAGAACAUCCCCACCAAACUUCGCCUUACCUAUCUCCAAGAUAAACACCUGGUUCUUGAUCUUCAGUACAAAGAUGAGUAUGAGUGGACUUCGUGCUUCACGAUCCCCGACGUCAAGAUCCCUGGCGUAGCGUAUCUAGGCUUCUCCGCCGAGACAGGAGAAUUGGCCGAUAACCACGACAUAAUCUCCAUAUCCACAAAGAACUUGUAUUCUCCGGGCCCAGGAGACGAUGCACAUAGUGCGCCGAAGGGAUCGACCAAGCCGUCGCUCAAGGCCAACCGGGAAAAACGGGGAUCUUGGUUUGGGUUGUUCUUCAAGUUCCUUUUGUUCGGCUGUGUUGUUGCAGGUUGUUACGUGGGUUUUACGAUGUACAGGACAUCAAGAGCGUCAUCCCGGUUUUGAGUAUCCCGCAUGUCGCAACGAGUUUGAGCGUCGUAUCUGCAUUUAGCGAGGAAUAACAUCUCUUUUUCACUGCAAGAGUG
This is a messenger RNA of Eremomyces bilateralis CBS 781.70, 1233 nucleotides long. Its product is annotated as vesicular integral-membrane protein VIP36 precursor. Gene Ontology annotation, biological process: Golgi organization; endoplasmic reticulum to Golgi vesicle-mediated transport; endoplasmic reticulum organization. Gene Ontology annotation, molecular function: D-mannose binding. The record is from RefSeq and is a predicted model, not a curated record. The transcript is spliced from 5 exons. Bases 185 to 1153 code for a protein of 322 amino acids. Lineage: Eukaryota; Fungi; Ascomycota; Dothideomycetes; Eremomycetales; Eremomycetaceae. Gene Ontology annotation, cellular component: Golgi membrane; endoplasmic reticulum membrane; endoplasmic reticulum-Golgi intermediate compartment.